This is a messenger RNA of Penicillium manginii, 1104 nucleotides long. Its product is annotated as Zinc-regulated transporter 1. The coding region runs from base 1 to 1104 and encodes 367 amino acids. Gene Ontology annotation, molecular function: high-affinity zinc transmembrane transporter activity. The record is from RefSeq and is a predicted model, not a curated record. Lineage: Eukaryota; Fungi; Ascomycota; Eurotiomycetes; Eurotiales; Aspergillaceae. The transcript has a single exon. Gene Ontology annotation, biological process: zinc ion import across plasma membrane. Gene Ontology annotation, cellular component: plasma membrane.
AUGUCUUUCGACCCCCACAACGUCGACCUCGACGAUGUCGACCCAAGAGAAAUAACCUGCUACCUCAACGCCGAAGGAAACGAAUACGACGGCCGCCUCGGCGCCCGCGUAUCCGCCAUAUUCGUGAUUCUAAUCGUAUCAAGCGCCGCGACAUUCUUCCCCGUCGUCGCAAAGCGCGUGCCCCGCCUCCGCAUUCCUCUCUAUGUCUACCUAUUUGCCAAGUACUUCGGUGCAGGCGUCAUCGUCGCAACGGCCUUCAUCCACCUCCUCGACCCAGCCUACGAUGAAAUCGGCCCCGCCAGCUGCGUCGGCAUGACAGGGAACUGGGCCUUGUACUCCUGGUGUCCCGCCAUCGUACUCACCUCCCUGAUGAUAAUCUUCCUCAUGGACUUCGGUGCCGAGCGCUGGGUCGAAAAGAAAUACGGUCUUUGCCGCGACGACCCCGAGCCUAUUCUCGCACAAGGUGUCGCCGUUCACAACGACCAUGUCCACGUUAAUCCGAACGGACUCUCGCAAGACGCAACAGGUCUAGACAAGGACGGCGGCCGAACCGACGACGCAAAGAUCAUGCGUGAAUUGGAAGACCAGUCCGACGACGACUCCUUCAUCGAGCGCUCCUUCCGCCAACAAAUAGCCGCCUUCCUGAUUCUCGAAUUCGGCGUCAUCUUCCACUCCGUCAUUAUCGGUUUGAACCUCGGGGUCUCAGGCGACGAGUUCGCCUCACUUUACCCUGUUCUUGUCUUCCACCAGUCCUUCGAGGGCCUGGGUAUCGGCGCCAGAAUGUCGUCUAUCCCCUUUAAGAAGGGCAGUGCGUUGCCCUGGCUGCUUUGUACCGCGUAUGGCCUUACAACCCCCAUCUCCAUCGCUAUUGGGCUGGGUGUGCGCAAUACCUACAACCCCGGCUCGUACACUGCGAACGUCGUUUCUGGCGUUCUUGAUGCCAUUUCCGCGGGUAUUUUGAUUUAUACCGGUUUGGUUGAGUUGCUGGCCCGCGACUUCUUGUUUGAUCCCCACCGUACCCGUGAUGAUAAGCGGUUGACUUUUAUGAUUUUCUCGCUGCUGCUGGGUGCGGGCAUUAUGGCUUUGCUGGGCAAGUGGGCAUAG